ACGGUGGAAGAAAAUUUCCCACCCGAUUAUCGGAUACUUUCGUUAAUUGAAAUAAAAAAGUAAUUAGUAUCAUGGGCCGGAAGUAUGGACCGAAAAAUGCGUGGGACGAAACGCCAGUAUACCAUUAUGACGAAUAGCGAUUCUGCAUGAAAGAUGAGCCUGUGCCGCCAACUUCGAGAAUUUUGACAUCGAAUGCUGGAAAUUUUUAUCCAAACUCUAACGUUCAUUCUGAAAACUAAAAACGCAGUCCCUCCGCCGCGCGCAUUUUAUAUUCUCUUGUACAUAGUUAAAAGGACGGAAGGUUGAAAAAAGUCCAACGCAGUAACGUAAAUAGGUAUGGCAGCCAUGGCUCGUCACAUGGGCCUCGUAUGAAUCGGGGCGCAAAAAAGGUGAAAUAUUGUAAUCGUAAAAUGUUCAAUAAAAUAAUUUCCAGUAGGAAAUAAAUAACUCGUAUUUUAAUCAAAUAAUAACGUACAAAUAUCUCAAUUCACCAACAGUCGUUACAAAUUGUGAGUCAACGAUCAAAGGGGCGCAUUUGUAAUAGAUACGCACAUAUAUACGCCACUGGUUCACCGCCUAAUUUUCUGCUAAUUAAAAUUAUUUUCGAUUUUUUUUUCAACAUUAUUACUUUUAUAGUAAAGUUUAGUAUAUCAAUCUUACAAUUGAUAAAAAUGAUCCGGCUCAUCUUUCAAAUCUGCGCAUGUAUCUGUUUAAUUCAAAUUGUAUUUGCUAAAGACCUGAAUUGCCGCAUUAAAGUCGGUUGCAAUGCGAGCCAUUGUGAAUCAGUACCAGACUCUUCUGGACAGCAAGGAUUCAGCUCGGUUGAAUUUACAAAGAGGGACGAAUUUCCCAUGGUAUGCGAAGACACAACAGGGUCUGAUGCUUACUUCAGAUUGCUUGAUUCUCUCUCUGAUGAUCGAGAUAAAAAAUUUGAAAAAGAAGCUGAACAGAUGCAUUUGCGAAUGGCGCGGAUGGAAAGAGAUAUUGUAAGGCUACGGAAGGUGGCACUAGAAAUAACAGCAGCUUUUACGGAGAUGAACCAGGUCACAGAAAGAUUUUGUAAAGAUGAAUACGAUGGGUUUGGAUACGGCGGAGUCUGCUUCUGGGUUGAAAUUCAUUCAGAUUUCGAUACAAAUCUCAGUAAAGCCGCAAGCAUUUGCAAUACAAAAGACUCAAGUUUGGCAAAUAUUUAUAGUGAAAAGCAUUAUAAUAAAGUUACUGAUUACGUGAGAAGUAAAAUUCCGAAGAAUCAGUCGAGAUCUUAUGUCAUUUUGUGGACAGGAAUGAAACGAGAUUACAAGACAAACGACGCACUUUUGUCAACUGGGCAUGUAGCGAAUUAUAAAAAACUCAUACCUAGUCCAUCUUUGUGGUUAACAGGAUCAAAUAGUCGGUCAAAAGUUCAUCUGAAAGUAGAUCGAAAUCCCGAAUCUGAUGAUCAAGGUUUUGGAGCAAUAUGGGAAAGCUGGACGUAUCACGGGGCAUUGUGUCAGUCCUAUUAACAGUCGAGCAAUGCAAUCAUACUAAAUCCUCUAUUUUGAUCCUCAUAUUAAAUGGGAUUUUGAGUUUGUAAAUCUUGUGUGGCAUUUGUUUUGGCAAUUAAAUUCUAUUAGAUAUAAUAUUUUAGUACAUAUUCCCGAACGCAGAUAUAAUUUUAUAAUUUUUAUUUGAUAGAUGAAAUCUACAUCACUCUAUUUCACCGCACACUGAUGCUCUCUCGGCAAUAAUUUAAUAAAAGGACAUUUGUUGGAAUUUUAGAAAUGUCCACAUCAAUUUUAGCAACAGGUUCUCAUUUGUAUCGAGCUCUCGAACAGCAGGUUCCAUCACUCCAGGAAAUGCAUGUAGCCUAUUACGUAUGCUACAUUAACAUGGCACGCUUUAUUUAUUUAUAUAUAUAUAUAUAUAUCUGAUACAUUAAUUUCGAAACUGCAAAAUUAGCGCUAGUCUUUAGCUAUAAGUGCACGCCACCCAACUGGUGUGGUCAUCUAGCGUCUAAAACAAAAAUUAUCGUUAGUUAUCACGACACUCCAAAACCAAGUUCGCGUGAACCCGCUUUAUAAGGAAUCGCUUUCUAGGUAACGUUUACAAGAAUAAGCUGAUUUAAGUGGAUAAAAGCGAAUAGAUCAUUAAAUUUCGUGUCAUUCCAUAGGUUUAGGAAUGAACUACACCAGUAUACAAUAAAUCAUAGCAAACCAAUUUCACAGAAGACCUUUCACUCGAUUACUUUGCCCAUUCCACAACAGAUAUUUUUUAAAACUUUUCUACCCAUUCGUUUCACCGAACAUAAAUUAUAUGAAAAAUUCUAGUACUGCAGUUGGGUUAAAUUUUAAAUAUAGCCUACAUGGAAAUGUGAUGUAAUGAUAUUAAUUUCUUUCGCCUUUAUUCUGACUUGAAAAAUAUAAAUUUUAUUUGACUUAGAUCAGGGGUAGCCAACCAGCGGCUCGCGAGCCCCAUGCGGCUCUUGCGCCGGUUUUAUGCGGCCUUUUUCGCCUUGGUUAUUAUUAUUAAAAAAACAAAACUUGCAAAGUACGUUUUUCCAUUGAAUUUACGUUGUUUCGAUUGAACAUAUUAUGGAUCACCGAGCAUUCUUUUUUUACGUAGAAAACACAUGACCGCCUUCAUUGACUUUACGUGUUGGACAUAGUUGUACUAAGAAGCCUGUAUAACAAUAAAUGACUUGUAAAUUUCAGUCAUAUGCAUGUUGGUUUGUGACAUUUACAACAAACUAGCAUUCUAGCAGAACUGAAUAUGGGUAUAUUUGAUGUUCAUGUGUGUUCUUGUUUAUAAUGUGCCUCUUCGCGAUAAUAAAGUACAAAAUGUGG
This is a messenger RNA of Styela clava, 2822 nucleotides long. RefSeq lists its product as uncharacterized. The record is from RefSeq and is a predicted model, not a curated record. NCBI's taxonomy places the organism in Eukaryota, Metazoa, Chordata, Ascidiacea, Stolidobranchia, Styelidae.